Molecule: messenger RNA, 324 nt
Organism: Mesocestoides corti
Lineage: Eukaryota; Metazoa; Platyhelminthes; Cestoda; Cyclophyllidea; Mesocestoididae
Source: the annotation of a GenBank genome assembly
AUGGUGGCCAAAGUGUAUACCCUCAAUGGCCCGAGGAAUGUGAAAAAGGCGUACGUGAAAUUGCCGCCCGACGUGAACGCGUUGGAUGCGGCAAACAGAAUUGAUGAGGCUGUGAGGGGCUUUGGAAGAGUGCGGGAUGAAAUUCAGCCUCUCACUGACUUUGGAUUUGAGCAUCUCCCGGACACAGAACUCAUAAAUCGAAUGCGCGUGGCUAGUCGACACUUGCGCAUGAUUGCGCAGAUGAGUUGUGCGAAAUACCUAGUUUAUGAGGUGGAGAGGACGGAAGUUAAAGCAGAUCUUGGAGUAGUCAUUCGUUACACCUAA